AUGUUGAUGCUUACAACAUCCCAUAUCCACCUCAUCCCAUAUCCACCUCAUCCCAUAUCCACCUCAUCCCAUAUCCACCUCAUCCCAUCUCCACCUCAUCCCAUCUCUGCCUCAUCCCAUCUCCACCUCAUCCCAUCUCUGCCUCAUCCCAUCUCCACCUCAUCCCAUCUCCACCUCAUCCCAUCUCCACCUCAUCCCAUCUCUGCCUCAUCCCAUCUCUGCCUCAUCUCAUCUCUGCCUCAUCCCAUAUCCACCUCAUCCCAUCCGGCCACGUGCCUGCCAGCAGCGUGCAGGCGGGCGUUCACAGAGAGGGAGGUGGCAGGGGCGUUUGUGGACUGUGCACGCAUGUGCGUUGUGGCGCCCGCCACCAUCACCCGCUAUGCCGCCACCCCCUAUCCCUUAGACACCAGCGACGACCCCCUGCCGUGCGUGAUCAGUGAGUUAGGCGGGUGGUCAGUGAGGGGAGUUGUGCCCCACCCUGCUUCGCCAUCCUUACACCCAUUCUUCCCACCACCCUUCCCUUCCCUCCCCACUCGCCCUCAUCUCCUCUGCUCCCCACCAGGGAUGGACGGCGAGCCACCUGACGUGUUCGCAAACAGCAAGUUGUUUGAUCAGCUGGGCACCAUCUACUACGAGGAUGGCGCUCUGUCAGGAGACUCCUCCUCGCCUUCCUCCUCCUCUUCAUCCUCUUUUUAG
Molecule: messenger RNA, 696 nt
Organism: Closterium sp. Naga37s-1
Lineage: Eukaryota; Viridiplantae; Streptophyta; Zygnematophyceae; Desmidiales; Closteriaceae
Source: the annotation of a GenBank genome assembly